Caenorhabditis auriculariae is the source of this 11993-nucleotide messenger RNA. NCBI's taxonomy places the organism in Eukaryota, Metazoa, Nematoda, Chromadorea, Rhabditida, Rhabditidae. The record is from the annotation of a GenBank genome assembly.
AUGAGAGUGGCUGCGAAUCUGACGAUGCUAUUCACGGAAGUUCCGCUGAUUGAAAGGUGUGAAAAUGAACCAAUCGUUAUUUUUUCAUAGGUUUGAAGGUAUGCAGCUGCAGCGAGAGCCGGCUUCAAGUUGGUUGAAGUCAGUCUGCCUUAUUCGGAAAGCGCUGAAACACUGAAGGAACAGGCCGACAAGUACCAACUCCAGCACACCCUCAUCAAUGCUCCUACUGGUAAACUAAUCCAACACAUUAUGAACCAUUAGAAAGGAUUCUUCAUGUAAAUUGAUACCUGCAUGUUUGUUUAUAUUUUACCAUUUCGCAUGUCUGUCACACAGUUUAACAUUUCCAAGUCAUGUUCUAAAUUUCAACGCCGUUUCAAAACGGCUGUCGAAAGGAAGACGUAGGAAGACCACAGAAAGUUUUCUCCGAAAGUUUCACGUGACGGGGGCUCCUCCAUCGGACAGCCACGACCUUGAUCCAACGAGUAUAUUGACUACAGAUGAAAAAAUGUCUCUUUUCUCAUGACUUUUCUUCUUUUUUUCUAGUUAUCGAAUAUCGGAAUAAAAACGAAGAAAAAACCAAGAAAAUUAAAAUGUUGAAUGAAUUUCAAUGCAAAAAUGUUUCAUUGUUAAUUAACGUUGUAAAAAGACACAAUUGAUGAUCAGUUCAGGUGACUGGUCAGCAGGUUUCCGCGGCCUCGCAUCACUUUCCUCGCAGAGCGAACAGUUCGAGAAAAGCAUCGAAACUGCCAUCGAGUACGCCAAAACGCUCAAAUGUCCGAGGUAAAUGGGGUUUCGCGUUUCUAUAAAAACUUUUUUCAAUGACGCCAAAUACAUCUUUCACUUUAAACUUUCAGAGUACACGUAAUGGCUGGAAUUCCUCUUGGAGAAGAUAUAAGAUUUGCUUCGGAAACUUACUCAAGGAAUAUACGAUUUGCCAGUGAAAGGCUUCAGAAGGUUUACUCUGUGCAAUCGACCUCGAUUAAAAUGAAAAUUACAGGAAAAAAUCCUCUGCCUCAUUGAACCUAUCAAUACGUUCACCAUCAAGGGAUAUCAUUUAAACUCGUUUGAUUCGGGUUUCCACGUGAGAAAUAAUGCGAAAAUCUAUUUUUUUUUUCAGCUUCCAAGCUUCUGGAUGAACUCGCCGACCCCAAUUUGAAAAUUCAAUACGUAUGCUCUUCGAAUUUCAUUUAUUCGCAUUUGAAGGAUUUUUUUAUUUAGAGUUCUUCAUUAUUCAAUACUUUAGGACAUUUUCCAUGCUCAGCAAAUCAAUGGUAGCCUGACCGCAACUAUGCAGGAUCUCCAUGAAAGAAUCGGUAAUGCCGAUUAUCUCUUCUUCUUAAUAUGAUUUCUCACAUUUUUAGGAUACAUCCAAGUCGCACAAGUGCCAAAUCGCGAUGCUCCAAACGCUUCCGGAGAAAUCAACUUUGCCUACGUGUUCGAAUGUAUAAACAAAGUGAAUCCAAAAUUAAUAAUUGGUUUUGAAUACAAUCUGAAAGAAGCUCGUUUUGAUAAAAAAUCAUUCGACUGGAUGUUCUCAUUUGGUUUGCAAUUCUAAAUCAUUAGACCUUGCAACUUUCGUGAAAAAAAUUUGAACUAAUUGUACUUUUAUCGUUGUACAAAUGUUAAUAUUUUGUAUAAAUUUUUUGAUGUAUAUUGUUUGAAUUAUUAAAUUUUUAAAAAAAUUGAUUUUUACUUGAAAUAAAGAAAAUUUAAAAUUAACCUUUCUUGUUUAGACUUUUUUUACCUUUGCAAAUAAUCAUCGAGAGAAAUCCUUAAGUAUUCAAAAGGUCUAAAAAAGAGAACUUCGAUAAGUAUUUUCAAUAAUAAUAUAUGUAUAUACAUAUUUAAUUUUUUUAAAAAUACCGCCGAAAUUUUGACGGUGCAAUUUUUCACAACUUCGUGAGGUCAUGCGGUUAUGAGAGACGGUGUAUUUUACUUUGAACACCAGAUCGGACGACGGUUUGUUUAUAUUUUUUUUAUUUCGUUUUAUUUGAAUUUGAAUUUUCGUUUAGUUUACCGGAAACUUCCAUUUUUAAAAUAUUGAUUAUUGAAAUUGUUUUGUGUUUCCUGUUCUUUUUGGGUGGGGCUUGAACGGUGUUCAAUUGUUUUUUUAUAAUCAAGUUUAUGGAUAUUUUUGGGCUUGCAAGCAGAAAGACUAACAAAAAUAGUUUUUAGAUGGUCGUAGAUAAAAGUAGCAGUGCCACUGGGGAAGUUUAUUUUCCACGGGGUGGAGGCACUGAUUCUAAACCGAAAAAGAAAGAUACUCAAGUUGUUUCUACAACGACCAAAGCCACGAAGGGAAAAGCUGAAAAGGUGCGUUCUAAAAAUGUUUAAAUUUGAAGAAAACCGUAAAAUGUUCUGAUUUUGCUCAAGUGCUGACUAAUUUCAGAGAAAACUAGAUACAGAGAGAAAUGUCUCCAGCAAGAAGAAGAAAAAAGAUAAAGACAUGUGGACAUGUAACGUGAGCGAUGAAAUGUUUUUAGAAGGGCUCAUGGGAGUUGGAGUUGUGCAAGAGGUUUUCAUUCUGUCUUUUAGCGUGAACUAAAAUAUUUCCAGGUUUUUGAAGAUCAUCUCUUCAUGGAGACCAUGGCCCACACAACUGUGGAGCUCACCUCAAACAACGUAAUAUUUCUUUUUUUCUUAUAUAUCGAAAAAUAUUUUUAGGUUUCUCCGAAGUUCAGCGAGCUUUUUCAAUCGCAAGGCUUAACGAUGAGUAAAGCGUUUACAGUGGGACAAAUGGUCCCAUUCAAAGUCAUAAAUCGAAAAGCUAAAGACGGUUUGUUGAGAAGAACCUUCAUUUGAAAUGUUUUCGUGCUUUAGGAAACAAGCAUGUUCGUCCUAAGGUGACUUGCGAUCCACACCAACUCAACUCGCACUUAACGCCGAAGAUGCUGUCGACUGGCCUUGUCCUUCACUCGAUAGUCAUCAGUAUUGAAGAAAAAGGUAUAAAAGGGUUAUCCGCUGAAUUAUAGCGUUUUUUAGGCGCCAUACUCGAUUUGGGAAUGGAUUCGCUGCAGGGAUUUGUCGAGAAAGAAAGUCAGCCCCAGGGGAUCUUUGAGGGACAGCCGCUGAUCGUUCGCAUUGAGAGCGUCCUUUCGCGAGUCGUUCGUGUCUCCACUCUCGUCGAACAAGUGCCGAAAAACGCCAAAUCCUAUAUUUUCGAAGUUUACAGGACAAUCUGAGCAUGGGAGCUUGUGAAAAACUCAAAAUGGAUCAUCUGAUGCCGGGGACGAUUCUAGACUGCGAGCCGACCGACGACGAGCCAACCGCCUCCGGCAUCACAGUCACUAUUGGAAACGGUAUCACCUUUACUUAACAACUUUUUUAAAGAAUCUUUUGAACAAAUUUCUAAAAAAGUCAUGACAAACUGGUUUUCCAGAGAAGCUUUUUAAAAAAAAGGAUCCGAAGUUUGACAGAAAUAGGGAGAAGUUGUGAGCGUUUUUUUUCCUUAUUAUUAUUUUUUCCGGUUUUAGAUAUACCUUUUGAACUUAUGAAGUUCACCUGGUUGAACUGUCGAUAAAUAACCUUGCUUCACUUCUCUUACGUUUUUAUAAUCAUGAUUUCCUUUCUUUUCUUCCAUCAAGAAGAUCAUAUUUUUUUCAUUAAAAAAAAUCAGGCAUCCGCGGAACGAUCCAACGAAGAGCCCUGCCUACAAGUCUCCGGGAGAACGUAUCCGGCUUCGGGAAGUCGAUUCGCGCCGUCGUGAUGAUGUGCCAACAGAACUCGAAUAUUCUGGUCCUGAAUGCCCAUCAAGACAUCGUCGCCGUCAGCAAGCCUCAGCGACGCACCAAUUUCGAGGUUUCACUACUUUGACGUCGUCUCGAAUUGUUUUUGGCAGGGAAUUUCCGUCGGCGACAAGAUCCAAUGCAAAGUCUUCGACGUCAUAAAAUCCAAACAUUCUGUUUGUUUUUCGAUUUUGAAGGACGAAAAUAAAAAACUGACGAUAACUGCAAUUGGCGCGAAGGCGAUGCUCGACAAGUCUGAGAAAAUUGGUGAGUGAAUCAAUAAAAAAGGUUCAUUUGCAAAAAAAAGUCUACAGAUGUGAGUGAAAUUCCUGAGAAUGAAGAUAAAAAAAUUUUUGUGAAAAAAAGUUUUUCGAAUCAAAGAAAUGCUUCAGGAACUUCUCGAGUUCCGUAAAGCCGUAGUUCCAUUAAAAAUAACUUUUUUUCUCGAAAUCACAUAAUUUUUUUAUGAAGGAACUGAAAUGUUUUUCUGUUCCAUAGUCAUAUAAGAGAAGUCAAAACACGGUUUGACAAAGUUAAAAAAAAAAAACCAAAAAGAGCCUUUUCAGUUUAAAAAAAAAGCUAAAAAUUAUUUCUUUCUGUAAUUUUUAGCUAAUAUGCCAGUCACAUGUCAACGAGUUUUUUCUGCAGAAGAGGAGUACAAGAUCGGAAGUCUGAAGGAAUGCCGGGUGAUCGGCAUGAGAUACGUGGAUCGUUGUCUUCUCGUGGCGACGCGACGCGACAUUCUCAAGCAGCCUCUCGUUUCCUACAAGGUAUCCUCUUUCAGCGCAGAUUCGUCGAUCGUGAGCGGAGGCAAUGAUUUUUGUUAAAAAGCAAAUGAAAACUUAACUCUUAGAAGCUUUUCCCAUGUAAGAAGUACGAGGGUCAAUGAAAUAGUCAGAAACUUUUCUUGACUCCAACCCCUCCGAUUAUUGACGACUCUUUGCAGUUCGCGUUGUCUGAAAAGGAGUCAAGGACAUGGAAUCAGUUCAGAUGAAUCUUUCAUUUAAUGAUGCUCCAUGUUCAGGAUGCUGUUUGUGGAGACGUCGUUGAGGCGAAAGUCACGUAUUGCAACAAGUCGGGCAUUUAUCUCAACGCCUGCAAUUUCGUCCGCGCCUUCAUUCCCCUCACAUUGAUCAGCCCCAAAACAGCCAAGAACUACAUGAAGAAGUUGUCCGUCGGUACGGAAAGUUAAUCCUCUCUCAAUCUCACACGAAAGUGCGAAAAUCUCUGUUAUGAUAAUAUAUUUUCGGAGUACCUGCAACACGAAACAUCUUUUUUGAACAGAACGCGCUUUACGAAUAAAAAUAAGAGAAAAUAGUUUGCAGAAGUUCGAAACUAUUUUUUGAUGAAUUUUUUAGAAAAUUUUUUUUUGCAAAAUUAACAAAGUUCAGUUCACGUAUUUCCAACAAUCCCUCCUUAACUUUAUAUCUAUGAAUUUUCGAAGCUAUCAUUUUUUUCAAACUUGUAGACACUGUGCUGAAGUGCGUGGUAUGGGAUGUGAAUGAAAAAACCAAACAAAUUAUCCUGACAAAUCGCGAAGAAAUCGUCAAUUUCCAGGUGAUUAUUUUGACCUUUCUCUGAAUUUCCUCGGGGUUCAGGGAUCGAAGCUGAAGGCAGAAAAGUCUUUGUCGGAGGGAAACACGUAUCCGACGACUGUUCUGCAGAUCUUCGAGAAAGGUUCCCUGCUUCUUCGAACUUUCCGCGGUCUUCGAGGCGUUCUUCCUCAUUUUGAAGCGGCUCUACUGCAGAAUGUCAAGUCAGCUUUUGUGAUUAGUUAUUCGUUCGAAGAAAAGGAGGAAGACAAAAAUACAUUGAAAACUUAAAAAAAAUGAACGGAAAAAAUUGAUAAGGAUAUCCAAAAAAUCUCAAGACUACGGAGUUAUUGAGGCAGUGGAUAAAACGAUAAAAAUAAAUUUUAGUGAAAAAAAAAGAAUGAGAAAAAAGUAAAAGCGGAUUUUCAGAGUAAACGAUUUCGUCGAGGCUAAGGUGAAGAGCAUCGACAGCGCGAAAAGGGUCAAUUUCACUCUCGGAUCGCUUCCCAAGCAGUUGGUCGCUUCAGAACUGAAAAAAGUCAUACGACCUAAUGUAACCAUUUGAAAAAGUAAAUUCCAACAGCAACAUUCAUUUUUCCAGCCGACAGAGCAUCUCAACAACGAAAAUGUGUUCUCUGGCGUCGCGAAAUCUCAGAAGGCCAAUGAAAGUGUGACCGUCGAGUAUAGUGUUGAAGGACAAGUAUCGCAGCUUUUCGAGGCCUUUUCAAUGAAAUGAUUCCAGAAUGUCGAGGCUGUACUUGAGAACAGCAUGAUUUUCGACAGCUUGGAUGCCCCUCUCGGAAGUUUAGUCAACGCUUCGAUCAAGAAAAUGAAGUUUGACACGAUCGUUCCUCUGGGAACAGUUGGAAACUUUAACCGAGUAUGGAAAAACUGUCUUUUUCCAAGUAUAAUUACUGUUUCAGGCUUGUGCUAAGGGCUCUGUGGCCACAUUUAUGAAGGAAAUCGGGCAGAAGCCUCUGCUGACUUUCCAAGAUCUCAAGGAGAAAAUGGUACGGAAUCGGAUUCAAUUUUCGUUUUAAAUGGGAACUUUCAGGUCCUUUGCGCAGUUGUUCAUCAAAAACUGGACGACGUUGGAACUUUUGUCGAAAUCUGCGGUGGAUCCGGUCUCGUUGCGCUUUUAUAUUGUCGAGGUGCGCUGUUUACAAAAAAAGAUAAUUUCAGUACUGUUUUUAGAACUUAUCAGUAUUAGGUUUUCUGUAAAUGUUUAUCAGAAGGAAGGUUUUAAAUCGGAAUAACAUUUUAGGAGAGAAAAUGUUGGACUCUCCGCAUCCUCUGGGUCACGUCCUGAUCGGCGAAGUCGUCAGACUGAACAAGGAGAAGAAGUUGUUCUGCUUCAACCUCGUGGUACCUACAUUAUGUUUUUUUUUUUGAAUGGCAAUGCAUUUCUAGACCGGUUCCGGAAAUACUCUCGAAUGCUUCUCCUUGACUUUACUGAAAAACAUUGUCGACGAACUCUCGUGGGCCGCAAAACUGUCCAACUUUCCGGUCCCAGGUUGACCUUUCCUCUCGAUCUUUCUGAAUAUUUGGCCUCCUUAGGCACACAACUUUCCGCCACUGUUUCGAAUGAACUCGAUGAAUAUUUCGUCGUUCGUUUCUCUUUCAAAAAGAAGAAAAUGACUGGGAUUUUGCACAAAUCGACUUCCGUCGAAGCAAAGGUGUGUGGCCUCCAGGUUCAUGAAUUUUUUCUAAUCAGGUGGGCGAAGAGCUCGGAUGUAUCGCCGUGGAGAACAACUACUCAACGAACGAAGUUUUAGUGGCUUUGGCUUCAGAUGACGUGAGCUCUGCCUCCACAUGAGUAAAGACUGAGAGUUUACAGAAACCGCGUGUGGUUUCUGUCCGAAAAGAUUACGUUGCCUUGGUUAGUAAGAAGGGACUGAUCUACAUGCCCACAAGACUCCAUCCUAAUCACGUCCCUUCUACCGGUAAGUGCUUUUUUCUGGCCGUGAAAACUUGCAAAACUUGUUCGAUGUAUAUUUUUUAUUCGAAGUAUUUUACAGCUGAACUGAGAAUUUUCCAAAUAAAAAAACAUUGCAAAACACUAGUGAGUUAACAUUCGAAUAAGUUUUUGCGAAAAUCCUGUCCUUGCUUCUUUUUUCUUGAUUUCGGCGGCUUAGGUGGGAGUUUCUAUGGGUUUCUUUCAGAUUCUUCCUCAAGUCCGCCGACUCCCAUAAAAUUUAUAUCACGGGUUUUUUAUUUUCAAUGCUCUUGAUUGUAAAGUAACAUAGUUUAAGCGUUCAGCUAAUUGGGCUGUUCAAAAUAUAUCAAAUUUUACUUCAAAAAUUUAAGAAUGAAAAUUGUUAUCGAAUAUAAAUAAAUGUUCACACUAUUCCUGGAAAUUUGAUAAAGAGAAAAACAAAAUAUAGAUAAACUGAGGAAGUCUGGAAAUUCAGGAAUACGUAAGAAAGUUGAAAAAUACUUUGCUCGCUUAAUUGUCGCUUGACCUCGCUUUGUAUUUUGAUAUUUUUUUCCGUUUUAAUCCCCCUCGUUUUACAUUAUUUUUUUAUGAAAAAUAUUCAAAUAUAAACCAAAUAUAAACCAAAAACCUUUCACUAAAAUGAUUGAUCUUUUUUUUGUAGAUCUGGUGAAAGUCGGCGAUUCAUUUUCUGUCAAAACGAGUAAGCAUAACGAAGUUUUGGUGGGUCAUCGGAAGGAAGACGAACAGCUCGCGGCUUCGUUGGAGGACCUUCUCUCUGGGGGAACGACUCAAAAGACGAGCUUUGUAAGAAAAAAAAAAUUCUUUUAGAGAUUCUUUUUCCGAUUUUUAGAUGGUAAAAACCAUAAAGAACUUGUCGAUCUACACGGGAGUUGUCGUUGGAGAGUGGAAGACGCCUGAAAAACACACCAAACAGACACUCUUCGCCAAGAUUUCCUUGCCUGGCGGACACAUUGGUUUCCAUUUUAUUAAAACUUUAAUUAAGUAUUCUCUGUUGAAUUCGCAAUAUUUUUCGAUUUUAUAACGACCAUAGUUUCACAGAUCUGUGAAUGUGCACUUUGAUCUAAGAAUUUUGGAAAGAUGAGUUGAGAAAUGAAAAAUUGGGCAAUCUUCGUGAUUUUUGAAGGAGCUCUUUUUAAUUCAAUGUGGUUAAACUGAAAUUUUGAGUUGAAUUAAUUGUAAACAUCUUGGUCAAUUCAGAAUUUUACGAUAAACUAGCCUUUGAACAAAAUCGAACUUAAACAAAAAUAUGGACAUUUUGGGGAAAAAGCAGAGUUUCAUAGAUAGUUAAAAUGUCAAGAAUAUGUUUCCUACUCGUUUUUCUCAGCUGAGUUUGUAUUUCCUCACAUUCAAAUACAUCAGGCCGCAUGCACGUCUCCGAAAUGCCGUCUUCGGUUUUGGUCGAGAAGUCCUUGCCUCUGGAGGCGUUCCUCGGAAGGAAUCUCCAGAAGGAAGUCAUCGUUCGAGUCAUUGGCUUCGUCAAAGCCCAGGGAAAGGCGAGUCCAAACAUUUUAGCGCCAUUGCCAUAGUUUUACAGGAAAGAAUCGCGGAGUUGACAAUGCGAGAAGCCAAAAUCAACUCGGUCAAAGCUCAUGCUAGCGAACUCGGCUUCAAGACCCACUUCAAAGUGAUUUUUCAAAUCUCGCCUCAUUGGGAUCAUAUGUUUGUUUGUGCAGGAGGGAGAGAGAGUCAUGUGCUUCGGAAUGGCUUCUUCUUCGCCCAACAAUUUGAAGCUCGAAAUCAAUUCUUUAUGGACGGCAACUGUGCCGCGUGAAAAUGUUGGAGAAGACUUGAAGGUUUCUUUUCAUAGAUAAGAAUCACUGAGGGGUUUUCCAGCGCUACGAAAAAUUUGAGAAAAAAAAAAUUGUAUUCUGUCUGAAAAAAAUAAUUUUACAAGCUCGAAGUUUUUUUAUUUUUCAGGCUCUGAAGCCAGAAGGAGGUGUUAUCGAUAUGGAACUGGCGAAAGGCGAAAUGCGCUUCGCCACUGUCACAGCCGUCAAUAAAAAACAGAAAACUUUGGCUGUUUCGUUUGAAGUUCCAGAAAACCGAGUGGGUAUUAUUUUUCAUCUUUUUUUUUCUUUUCUUCUUCAUUUCUAGAGAUUUUCAGGGAUUCUCGAGAGGCCAAUGCCUGACCGGCCGCGUUUUCGAGGUCCAAAAGCGUCCUUUGUCUGUCCGACUCCAUCUCUCUUCCGGGCUACAGGCGAUUUUGAGCCCGACCGCUGUCUCUCAAAACUACGAAAGUGUCGCCAACCAAGUGGCCAACAAUUUUGCCAUCGGCCAGGUUUUUCCACACAUCAAAAAAAAGUUGAGAAAAGGAUUCAGAUUGCACAAGUUUACGCUUUUUGUAUGGGCGAAGCUCCUCGCAGAUACUACGUCGUGACGGAAGAAAGGUUUUCGAAGCGCGGGAAAGAGGAAGAAUCUGAUCGCCGUCGGCUGAUUUCUGACCGUACAGAACUGAAACGCGGACAAAUUGUAGGGAAACAUGUUUCGAACAGGUCGUGUAAGGCAAGGUUUCAGCUCGACGGUUUCGUUACGAAAGUCCAAAAAGAAGGAACGAUAGUGGAAAUCGGUCCAGGAGUCCGUGGAAAAUUGAACUUUCUUCCCGACAAGAGAAUGUCAUAUAACGAAAUCUCCAUUUUCUGAUAGCUGUUUUUUCAGAAAGCCCAUUGCUGUCAACAGCGUAGUUGCUGUACAGAUUCAGCACAUUGACAAGGAGAGCAUUGUUCUGAAUUUGGAAAAGGUCUACGACGUGUUGGCUAACGCGGUUCGGAAACUUUCUAAACAUAUUAAUACUCUAUUUUUUUCUCAGAGUUUGAUUGAGUCGGAGACAAAGAAAAAGAAAAAGGACGCCAAGGAAGAAGAAGGGAUAGUCGACGUCGAGGUUUUUGACCCGGGGCUGGCCUCAUCCCAACUUCAAUUGCAGAUGGAGGAUCCUGGAUUCGAUUGGUCUAACAGCGGCUUCAGAAACGAGGACCUGGCCACUGUUGGAAAGCUUUCUUCUCAGGAAAAUGCGAUGGAAGAGAAAAAAAGUCUUCAAAAAUUCUUUCUGAUCACACAUAUACUUUGACUUCAGAAGCAAAAGCCAAGGACUCUGCGAAGAAGGAAAAUUUGCAAGAGGAAGACGAGAAAAUGGACGACGAGGAGUUUGCGAAAAUGCUUCGAAACGAUCCUAAUUCUGCGAUGCUUUGGAUACGGUAUCGAUUGUUGUGUCUUUCGUGACUGAACGUCGCUUUCACUCAGAUACAUGAGCUUCUUCCUAGAGAAGGACAAUUUGAGUUCGGCUAGAGCCACAGCUGAAAGGGCUUUGGAAACCAUCAGCUACAGGUUGUGGCGAGAGUGUUUUCUCUCGAACUGAGAUCUUUUCAGAGAGGAUUCCGAGCUUUUCAACCUGUGGACGGCCUACCUGAACAUGGAGGUGGCGUUUGGCGAUGAGGCCUCCGUCAAGGCGGUUUUCGACCGCGCCUGUCAGAAUGCCGACUCGUUCAAAAUCCACAAACAACUUGCUUCUAUCUACGACAACGCGGAGAAACACGAAGUUUGCUUUUCUCUGACCUUUCUGCUUCUUCAUUAUAUAGAGCUUUAUAUUCACUAUAACUCUGCUCUUUUCAAUUUUUUGUGAAGAAAUUUGUUUUCUGAGCUUCCCGAUGUACGACCUGGCUGAAAUCUGAUCUCUUUCAGGAAGCACGCCAAAUUUACGACACGAUGGUCCGAAAAUUCAGAUCGAAGCAUAUCGAGGUUUUAACAGUUCUCGAAUGUCCAGAUUUAGAUAUUUCUCCCAGGUGUGGUACUUGUUGGCGGAACACGACAUGAGAAAUGAGAGACAAAAAGAAGCCCGAGAAUUGCUCCAACGCGCCCUUUCCAGUGUCCCCAAGCAGCAACGUAGAAGUUCAAUCUCAGAAAUCGUUUCAAUUCCCGUUUUCAGACACGCAAUUGAUCACCAAGUUCGCUCAGCUUGAGUUCAAGAGCGGGGAUACAGAGCGUGGAAAGACUCUUUUUGAAGGCCUGGUUAGAACUUUGAGAAAAGUAUGAGCUCAAAGGUUUUCCUUCAGGUGAACUCUUACCCAAAAAAUACUCAGCUUUGGUUGGUCUAUGCCGAUGCCGCUCAGAAAUACGUUGACAUCGAAUUGGCUAGGUGAGAUUACUUUUUCAUUCUUCUCUAAGUUUCAAAUAUAUUUUCGAACGCGGCUCGUAAAGUUUUCUUCUAAGUUUAUAAGGCGAGGCUUUUCCCUAGUACACGAAGCUUGGUCUUUAAGUAUCUCCAGAAGCAUGAAGAAUAUCUUUGAAGAAUUAUGGAACCUUUUGUUUUUCUAUAACUCGAGAAAUUCAGGCCGCUUAUUUUAUUUCGCGCCUUUUUAUCGAGUUUCCAGCUAAUCCGUUUUUCGAAACGUUCACCUUCAUUCCUUGAAAAAAAACUUUCAGUACCUUUUCAUAAUAAAACGCUAUGAGGGUUUCUUUUUUUAAGCUUUUAUUUUUUUUUACCGAUCUUUUUCAUCUGUAGCUUCUUUCGCGUCUCCAAACUUUAAUUACUGUUUCUCAGAUUUCUAGAGUGCUCUGAAAUGAGAUCUGGCUUUUAUUUUUUUUUGACACGUCAACCGCUAUUUUGUCAGGAAUGUGUUGGAACGGGCUUGCGCCGUCGGCUCCUCGAUGCACAUGCUCCGGCCGCUCUACAAGAAAUGGUUGGAGCUGGAGCAACGCCAUGGCGACGCCGACGCCAUUGAACUGGUCCGAGCCAAGGCCGAGAAAUACUUGCAAUCCGUCGCCGACGCCAUGGAAGUCGACUAG